Molecule: messenger RNA, 4397 nt
Organism: Erinaceus europaeus (western European hedgehog)
Lineage: Eukaryota; Metazoa; Chordata; Mammalia; Eulipotyphla; Erinaceidae
Gene: SLC17A4
Product: solute carrier family 17 member 4
Exons: 13
Coding region: 1236-2699 (487 amino acids)
Biological process (GO): transmembrane transport; monoatomic anion transport
Molecular function (GO): transmembrane transporter activity
Source: RefSeq, a predicted model, not a curated record
GUGUCUGUGAGUGGUGUGUUUUACAGUAUAGCUGUUGACACAUGGGUACAGUUUCUCAUCUCCCAGUGAAAGGUGUCUGCAGAUCCUUUUCCAUCAUGAUACACCUCAGAGUGUCAAUACACCCUAAGGCCCUCUCUAUCUCCUCCCUUUCUCACCUUACCCAGAAUCCUUUGCUUUAGUGCAACACACCCAAGCCAACAGAAGUUUUGAUUUGUGUUUUCCCUUUCUUUCUUGUUUCUUUCUUCCUUCCUUCCUUCCUUUCUUUUUUUCAAACACUUUUAAAAUUAUCUUUAUUUAAUAUUGUAUAGAGACAGCCAGAAAUCAAGAGUUGAGGGGUAGAGGUGGAGAGAGACCAACAGACAGCUGCAACUCUGCUUCACUACCCACAAACCUUUUCCCUUGCAGUUGGAGACCAAGGGCUUGAACCCAGGACCUUGUGCAUUGUAACAUGUGAGCUCAACCAUUUGGCCACUCUUUUCUUGUUUCUUAAGCUUCACCUGUAAGUGAGAUCAUGUAGUACUUGUCUCUUUUUGGCUUAUCUCACAUAACAUGAUGCUUUCAAGUUCCAUACAAGAAGAGGCAAAAGAAAUGAUUUCAUCAUUUUUAACUGAGUACUACUGAAUUGUGUAUAUAUCAUAACUUUCUGAGCCACUAUUUGUUAUUGGACAUCUGGGUUGCUUUCAGGCUUGGACUAUUAUAAACUGUGUUGCUAUGAACAAAGGUGUAGACAGGUCUGUUUGAAUAGGGUUUUUUUUUAUUUACUUUGAAUUAUUUCUCAGGAGAUAAAUUUCUGGGUGAUAGAGUAGGUUCAUUUCUACUGUUCUGAGAAAUCUUCAGACUGUUUUCCACAAGGGUUGGACCAAAUUACAUUUCCAGCAUCAUUUGUUGCUUCUGUCCUUUCUAAUGCAUGACAUUCUCACAGGUAUAAAACAUUAUCUCCUUGUUUUUAUUUGUAUUUUUCUGAUAAUCAAGAACUUUAAGCACUCAUAAUAUGUCUGUUAGCCCUCUGCAUCUCUUUCACACAGCAUUUACCUCACCUGUCUCAAGACUUUCAGUUCUGUUAGGCUUUCCAUUCUUCUUAAUAUAGACCUGAACAUCGGGAUACAUCCGCACUGGGGCCAGAUCUCAAGCCACUGUGCCAUUGAAAUUGAUGUAUUUUCAACCUGCAGUCCCAAAGUAAAUGAUAAUCCUGACAUAGAAGCAAAAUAUCUACUAAAACAGAAGUCAAAGAGACAAUGGGAGAUAUUUCCAGUGAUGAUAACUUAAAUGUGGUUCAAGCACACACCUCCAAAAAAGGCUUUUGUUCAGUCCACUAUGGACUGGCCUUCAUCUUGCAUUUCUGUAAUAUUUGCAUUUACACCCAACAAAUGAACAUGAGCAUUGUUAUGCCAGCUAUGGUGAAUAAUGCAACAUUGUCCAUUCAACUCAAUACCUCCACAGAAGCACCACUCACUGACUCCCAGGACAACAGGACUGAAACUCUACAGGAAUAUAAUGCAGUGGCUCCUACAUAUGACUGGAGUCCUGAAACUCAGGGACUCAUCCUCAGCUCCCUCAACUAUGGCUCAUUGUUGACUCCGAUUCCCAGUGGUUAUGUGGCUGGAGUAUUUGGAGCAAAGUAUGUGGUUGGUGCUGGAUUACUGAUUUCCUCAGUCCUGAACCUCUGCAUUCCACUGGCAGCUGAUGCUGGGGUGACCAUUCUCAUUGUCCUUCGGAUCAUCCAAGGCAUAGCCCAGGUUAUGGCCAUAACAAGUCAGUUCUCAAUUUGGGUCAGAUGGGCUCCUCCACUGGAAAGGAACAAGCUCAUCACCAUUUCUUUAUCAGGAAUGGUAAUGGGCUGUUUCAUCAUCUUACUUACUGGUGGUCUCCUCAGUCAGACAACAGGAUGGCCAUAUGUCUUCUAUAUUUUUGGUGGAAUGGGCUGUAUUUAUUCUUUUCUGUGGUUUUUCCUUGUUUAUGAGAAUCCCAUGAAUCAUCCAUUUAUCAGCACUGAUGAGAAGGAAUACAUCAUGUCUUCACUGACUCAAGAGGGUCAUUCACCAGGCUGGUCUAUACCCAUUAAGGCUAUGAUCAAAUCCCUACCACUUUGGGCCAUUUUAUUAUCUACUUUCACCACAUACUGGCGUUUUUAUAUCGUAACAACAUAUUCACCAACAUAUAUGAAUUCUGUGCUUCAGGAUAACUUCAGAGAUACUGGGAUCCUGUCAGCAGUUCCAUUUCUUAUUUCUUUUGUCUCCUAUUUAAUUGGAGGUCAACUGGUAGAUUAUCUGUUCUCAAGAAAAAUUCUUAGACUUAUCACCAUCCGGAAGGUUUUCUCUGUUUUUGGAGUUCUCUUUCCGUCUGGUCUUCUCUUCUCCUUGCACUGGGUGAAGUUCAGCCACAACAUCACCAUUGCCUUCUUGAUGUUGUCUUCAGCCUUUGGCAGCUUCGGUGAAAUUGGAGUUCAAAUUAACUGCAUGGAUAUUGCUCCUCGGUAUGCAGCCUUCCUCAGAGGAGUAUCACAAGUAUUUUCUUACACAGCAGGAGCCAUCUCUCCCACUGUUGCUGGAUAUUUUAUCAGUCUGGAUUCAGAAUUUGGUUGGAGAAACACCUUCAUGCUUUCAGCAGCUAUUGAUAUAGUGGGCUUGAUCUUCUUCCUCAUCUUUAGCCAAGCAGAGAUUCAGGACUGGGCCAAAGAGCAGAUGGACACCCAUUUAUGAACAAACAGAGUCAUGCCACCUUCCAGACACUAGGUUGCAAAUGUUACCAUGACUCCAUCCCAACUUCUCUGGGCAGACGAUCUCACCAAUGGGUCCUGGACCCUCACAUCUCCAGAGCUCUGGUCCACUAAGGAAAGAUAGAAACAGGCUGGGCGUAUGGAUCAACCUGUCAAUGCCCAUGCUCAGCGGAGAAGCAGCUACAGAAGCCAGAACUCCUAUCUUCUGCUCCCCAUAAACAACCUUGAUCCAUACUCCCAGCAGGGGAUUAGUGAUAGGAUGAAGAUAAGAGCACUGUGCACUCCAGCUCCAUCAGCAUCCAGAGAGAGAGAAGGAAAAGGAGAGGGACAUAUGGAGGUAGUUGUGAUGUCAUGAGUGGCUUAGAGGGAAAGAGAGGAGUGAAUCAGAAAAAGGGGCAACUAUGCAAUUAUGUAUAAAUGUGGACAGAUAAUUGUAAUGAUAAUUGUAAUUGUAAUGGUUGUAAUAAUUAUAAUGGUUGGCCCAUGUUUACAAUCUUAGGGGAACAGUGGUGGAUUGCAGUGGGAAGAGUGAAGAUUCAGAACUCUGGUGGCAGGAAUGGUGUGGAUUCAAAUUCCCAUUGACAUGUAAUUCUGUAAUAUAAAAAUAAAUAAAUAAAUAAAUAAAUAAAUAAAUAAAUAAGAGAAAAAAGAAAGAAAGAAAGUUGUUCAGGUCUGAAGCUCAUUAAUGAGAAAUAAAUGUAACUCUCUGCCCUUCACUGGGCCUUGUUCUCAUUCUUUGGUUACAUUUGAUCUGUAACACUAACAGCUGUGUUCCAGAUUUUUUCCAUAACAGUACUGCCUAACAACUUUGCAAGGGGAGUCAGAUGGGAAAGCUAAUUAUUUAAUUGUGAACUCUUGAGAACAUAAAUGUGUUUGAAUGUUUAUGUGCUUGUCACUCUAUCUGAUGUUGUUAUGACAUAAUCAGAAAUUUGUUCUUGGUCUCUGUAAUAUAGUUCGUUUCACAGGGCUCAAAAAUCUCUUGUUAGUUUUCCUGGAAAAAUUCGUAUUAUGAACAUCUUAUGGUAUCAUAUUUGGUUUUUAUCCCUGGAUCUUAAUACAACAAUAAGCAAGACUCUUAGAAUUUCCAGAGUGAUAAUAAUGUCUUUUUUAUUUUUUUGUAUAAUUAAUGAAUUAAUAGGGCCCCAGAUGGAGAUCCUCAGAAAGAUCAAUGAUCGUAAAUCUGGAACUUUUUAUUCCAUCAUCCCUUCUCCAUUGAGAGGAGAGACUAGACAAUAAGUUAUACAUUAAUGGCUAUUUGAUAAUAUAAAAAACUUUCUAUGAAAGUACUAAAUGAGAUUGAGGGUUUCCAGUUUAGUAAACCUAUGAAAACUCUAGGACAGUGGUUAACCUGGAAAAAACAUUAAAGUUCUUCAUUGCUUCCACAUACCACAUUAUACAUCUUUUUCAUCUGCCUUCCUAAAUUAUAUUACUUAUAAUAAAUAAGUAGUAAUGAAAAAACUUUUUCUGAGUUUUAUGAAUUAUCCUAGCAAAAUUUUAAACCUGACAAAGAACUUGUGUAACCUCCUAAUUGACAGUUUAAGUCAAACAGGAGUGUUGGUACCCUUUGUGCCCUUUAUUUUGGCAUCUGAAAUAAAGGAAAUAUAGUGAGACUGAGUUCUUAAUGCAUCAGAUUAAGAAUCUCUGAGCUGUUAAUGUCAUAAUUAAAUUAAACGUAGAAUCC